UGGGGCAUGACUUAUUCACUCUACCUCUGCACAUGAACAAAGCUAAGAGGGAGAAAUCAGUUGCAUAGCCUAACUGAUUAGUUUUAGAUUAGUAAACACUUCAUUUUUUGGAGUGUCAGUCUUUCUAAGAAUUUGUUUCAAUUGACCUUGAUGAUGUGGUAGCAAUAAAUCCAGAGCUGUUUACAUCUCCAGUUGUUGCUGCUGCGAAAGAAAGCCAUCUUGCCCAGGAAAAUGUAACCACACAGAGGCAAACCCGCAGAACAACACUCUCAAAAAUUCCUGCUCCGAAAGAAGUACUGCGAUUGCAAGCUAGCAAGAUGUCUGUCAUAGCAGAAACUCAGAACAGCCCCCUGGAAAAUGAUAUGGAGGUAGAAUUGCCUGCUCCUGUACGAACACGAAGCCACUCUGCUCUUCCUGUUGUACGAACUCGAUCUAGGGUCAGCUAUUCUACUGAUCGAUGUAAUGUGCAACCAAAUGGGAAUGAAAUGACAGAAGACACUCCACAGACUUUGAGAAUGGUCUCUGCUGCAAUUCAAGCUCGUAGGAAAUCGAACAUUGUAAAAGAGAUGGACAAAAUGAAAAAUAAGAGGGAAGAGAAAAGGGCCCAGUUCUCUGAAAUAAGAAAUAAGCGGGCACAGGAAUAUGACAGUAGUUGUCCAAACUGGGAUUUUGCACGGAUGGUCAAGGAAUAUAGAGCCAAUAUUGUUUGUCAGUCGAUAUCAAUGAAUGAUCCGAUAGAAGAACAUAGAAUUUGUGUCUGUGUGAGGAAACGACCCUUAAAUAAACAAGAACUUGGAAAGAAAGAAUGUGAUAUAAUUACUGUUGCCAGCAAGAACAGCAUCCUAGUACAUGAACCAAAGGUGAAGGUGGAUCUGACGAAAUACCUUGAAAACCAGGCUUUUCGAUUUGACUUCUCGUUUGAUGAAAAAGCUUCCAAUGAAAUGGUUUAUUGGUUCACUGCUAGACCACUUGUACAGACCAUAUUUGAAGGAGGGAAAGCUACAUGUUUUGCCUAUGGUCAGACUGGAAGUGGAAAAACCCAUACUAUGGGAGGUGACUUCUCUGGGAAAGUGCAGAAGGCCUCUAAAGGAAUAUAUGCUUUUGCAUCACAGGAUGUCUUCCUUCUUCAGAACCAGCCAAGAUAUAAGGCUCUAGGUCUGGAAGUGUACGUGACUUUCUUUGAAAUAUAUAAUGGAAAGCUAUUUGAUCUCUUAAACAAAAAAGCAAAGCUGCGCGUGUUGGAGGAUGGUAAACAACAGGUUCAGGUCGUUGGCCUGCAAGAAAUGCAAGUGAACUGUGCUGAAGAUGUUAUCCGGAUGAUUGAGAUAGGCAGUGCCUGCAGGACAUCCGGGCAUACAUUUGCAAACGCCAGCUCCUCGCGUUCCCAUGCUUGUUUUCAAAUUAUUCUGCGCAGAAAACAAAAACUUCAUGGCAAGUUCUCCUUGGUGGAUUUGGCUGGGAAUGAAAGAGGUGCUGAUACCUCCAGCAAUGAUCGGCAGACACGGUUGGAAGCAGCAGAAAUAAACAAAAGUUUGCUAGCAUUGAAGGAAUGUAUCCGUGCUCUAGGCCAGAAUAAACAACACACACCUUUUCGGGAGAGCAAACUUACCCAAGUGCUGAGGGAUUCCUUCAUUGGAGCAAAUUCCAGAACCUGUAUGAUUGCAAUGAUCUCCCCAGGCAUGAAUUCCUGUGAAUAUACCCUAAAUACCUUGCGGUAUGCUGAUAGAGUGAAGGAGCUCCCUCACAAUGGAACAACUGGAGAAGCACAGAACUGCAUGGAAACUGAAAAUGAAGAGGUGGAUAUCAGUGAGGAAGAAUCGGCCAACCUUCAUGAGCAGCUUUCUGAUGAUGAGCUGUCUCAUCUGACCAGUUUCCGUGAUGCUGUCAGCCGGAUAAGUGAGCUUGAGGAGAAGGCAAUAGAAGAGCUUAAGGAUGUCAGGGAGAAAAUGAACGACUGCAACUGUCUUCUGGAUAUUGCAGAACAACCAGAAUAUGACCUGGAAGCAUUUGUGUAUCAAGCCCAGUGCUUCGUAAAUGAAGGAUCCAAAAAUUUCCUCCGCCUGAAAGACACUCUGGAAGAACUAACCCUUGCCAUGCAGAUGGAAGAACAAGCCAGCAAGCAUCUGAAUAAGCGGCCACUUCAGUAGUUACCCACUUGUUAAAUGAAUUUCUUCCCUAUUUGUCUGUCACUUCUUUGGUUUGCUGUUAACAGUAUUUAAAAUGCAAGCAGAAGGUUAUUCCUAUCUUGUUUGAGGGUUCCCUAUUUUGGGGAGAGGGUGCUAUCCUUUAUGCAGGCAAAGGAAAGUACUCUGCCAGAAUGUGAUGUUUCUGGGACCAUUGCUCCUCUUCACAACUGAAGGCUAAGAAGAAGAGUUGCUUUGGUGUCUCUUGGUAAGCUUGUACAUUUUUCUAGUGUAAAUAAAGUAUUUCACUAAAUACUUUUGAAAUGUUAACAUUGAAUGCAAUCCAGUGAAUCUUGAACUGGCUUUGCUGCUGUUUGAGACUUUUUAAAAUAUAAAUAAUCAGUAAUUGAAGCAGUUUAUAAAUAAAUAUUUCUGAAUGCA
Lacerta agilis (Sand lizard) is the source of this 2564-nucleotide messenger RNA. It is a transcript of the gene KIF2C, whose product is annotated as kinesin family member 2C. The coding region runs from base 318 to 2147 and encodes 609 amino acids. NCBI's taxonomy places the organism in Eukaryota, Metazoa, Chordata, Lepidosauria, Squamata, Lacertidae. Gene Ontology annotation, molecular function: microtubule binding; microtubule motor activity; ATP binding. The record is from RefSeq and is a predicted model, not a curated record. Gene Ontology annotation, biological process: microtubule-based movement. The transcript is spliced from 20 exons.